This is a messenger RNA of Nymphaea colorata (pocket water lily), 2183 nucleotides long. RefSeq names its product probable beta-1,4-xylosyltransferase IRX10. The transcript has 4 exons. Gene Ontology annotation, molecular function: glycosyltransferase activity. Gene Ontology annotation, biological process: glucuronoxylan biosynthetic process; plant-type secondary cell wall biogenesis. Lineage: Eukaryota; Viridiplantae; Streptophyta; Magnoliopsida; Nymphaeales; Nymphaeaceae. Bases 326 to 1597 code for a protein of 423 amino acids. The record is from RefSeq and is a predicted model, not a curated record.
CACUCUCCAGGCAAGCAACAGUCUCUCUCUCUCUCUCUCUGUAUGUGUAUAGAUUCCUGAUUCUUGGAAAACCCAUUUCUUUAUUUUUCCUGGGCAGCUGAAAACCUAAGAAAUCCCUUCCCUCCAACCUUCCAACUACUACCUCUGCGACGUCCCAACACACUUAUUUUCCUGCUUUCUUUUCCCCCUUCUUGUUAAAUCUUCAUACCAACCAACCUCCUGGCUCUCCUUCAUCUCUCUCUCUCUCUCUCUCUCUCUCUCUCUCUCUCUCUCUCUCUCUCUCUCUCUCUCUCCGCAGUUCAGUACCUGAGGUUUGUGGGAGAGCAUGAAGAUCGAGAAAUGGCUCAGUUCCGGUCGCUGCCACAUUCAUUUCAUCCUAUUUCUGGUCUCGAGUUUCUGCCUGUUUGCCCAUAGCCUCCACCAAAGUCAGCAGCCAGAACGAAUCUCAGGAAGUGCUGGUGAUGUUUUGGAAGAUGAUCCAGUUGGAAGGCUGAAAGUUUUCGUUUACGAUCUGCCUAGCAAAUAUAACACAAAGAUUCUGCGGAAAGACCCUAGGUGCUUGACACAUAUGUUUGCUGCAGAAAUAUUCAUGCACAGAUUCCUACUGUCAAGUCCAGUUCGUACCCUUAACCCAGAAGAAGCUGAUUGGUUUUAUACCCCUGUGUAUACUACAUGUGAUCUAACUCCUAGUGGGCUUCCUCUGCCUUUCAAAUCCCCACGGAUGAUGAGGAGUGCCAUUCAGCUUAUUUCUACGAACUGGCCAUAUUGGAAUCGCACGGAAGGGGCAGAUCACUUCUUUGUUGUUCCACAUGAUUUUGGUGCUUGUUUUCACUAUCAGGAAGAGAAAGCGAUUGAACGUGGCAUUCUUCCUUUACUGCAACGAGCUACUCUGGUUCAGACAUUUGGUCAGCGGAAUCAUGUAUGCUUGAAUGAGGCUACGUCUAUCACCAUUCCACCAUAUGCUCCUCCACAAAAAAUGCAAGCUCAUUUGAUUCCACCAGCUACCCCUCGAUCUAUUUUUGUCUACUUUAGGGGAUUGUUUUAUGAUGUGAAUAAUGACCCAGAAGGUGGAUAUUACGCUAGAGGAGCACGAGCAUCAGUGUGGGAGAACUUCAAGGAUAACCCACUUUUUGACAUCUCCACAGAGCAUCCAGCAACUUACUAUGAGGACAUGCAACGGGCAAUCUUCUGCUUGUGUCCUCUGGGAUGGGCUCCUUGGAGUCCAAGAUUGGUGGAAGGAGUAAUUUUUGGCUGCAUACCGGUGAUCAUUGCCGACGACAUUGUACUACCUUUCGCAGACGCUAUUCCAUGGGAAGAAAUUGGUGUUUUUGUGAAUGAAGAGGACGUGCCCAAGUUAGAUACUAUCCUUACCAGUAUACCAGCGGAGGUUAUACUGAGAAAGCAGAGGUUGCUUGCCAAUCCUGCAAUGAAGCAGGCCAUGCUUUUUCCUCAACCGGCUCAACCAGGAGAUGCCUUCCACCAGAUACUGAAUGGCCUCGCUCGCAAGCUCCCACACAACAAGAGCAUCUACUUGCCACCUGGGGAGAAGAUCUUGAACUGGACAGCCGGGCCAGUGGGUGAUUUGAAGCCUUGGUAACGAAAGCCUACUUUCUGCUCACUUUUUCCAACAAAAGCAUGGAUCUCUUUGAUAAACUUUUCCAGAGAGAAGCUCUGACAACGCCGUCGAUCUACCAACGAGUUGCAGAGUCAUAUGAAAUCGAAGCUGUGCUGGAUGGUGCAGUUUUGGGAAGACAUUUAAUUGGAUAUAUUUGUGAAAUCUAAAGUUUUGGCUUCACUUGAUGUUUGCCUGGUGCAUAAUGUAACGAAUCCCCAUGGCUCUGCUAUACUUUUUGGGGUCCUUGCUCUAAAGUAUCAUGCCUGUAAUUCCUGUGAGUCUUACCCUGUCACCGGAAUGCGAAUAUUAGGUGGUUCGUUUUGCAUCUUAGUCGAAGAGGAUCUUUGCACCGCCCUCUUUGAAAUAAACUGUUUUUUUCUUCACCAAAUUUGGUUGUUGAGCCACCAGAAGGCCUGCUUCCCUGUUUAUAUCUGAUGAAUUUCAGAUGAAACUGACGCUCUUUCCAAGUAACGGUACAAUUGCUGAAUAUGACUCAAGCGGAUGUAGGGAUGUCAACGAAUCAUACGUGAAUUCAAUAAUACGCUUAGCCACUUCUGUUUUUCGUAUA